ACUCGAUAAGAAACGUUUUCUUACGUUGGCUGGGAUACAUUCGCUAUUACUAUAUCCGCAUAACGUUGAGUAACAAGAAAUACCUAGUGAAAAAGGUGCUGUGCAGUGUUAAGUGUGACUUUUAGGACCAUUAAGAUUUUUCCUUCACUGUCAAGGCUUUUCUGUAGAACCUCUGGUAAAGCUCCUGAGCUUCAAGAUUUCGAACAAUUAGAAAUCUAUUCGCUAUUAAACUGAAAUGUCUAAAGAAUCUGCAAAAAGUCGAAGCUGUCCCUAUUUGGAUACAAUUAACAGGAGCGUGCUUGAUUUUGACUUCGAGAAGCUUUGUUCCGUUAGUUUAAGUCGAAUCAAUGUUUAUGCCUGUUUAGUUUGUGGAAAAUAUUUCCAGGGCCGAGGACCAUCAACACAUGCGUAUACCCAUAGUGUCCACGCAGGUCAUCACGUCUUCCUCCAGUUGGAGUCACUCGAGUUUUUCUGUCUUCCCGACAAUUACCGAGUCGUCGAUUCUGCGUUAGAUGAUAUCCUGUUCGUACUACAGCCAAGAUUCUCUCAUCAGGACAUUAAGGAGCUCGAUAAGACGGAGAAGCUAUCGAUUGCGCUUGACGGAACGAGGUAUUUGCCUGGGAUCGUAGGCCUUAACAACAUUAAGGCGAAUGACUACUGCAACGUCAUCUUGCAAGCUUUGAGCGGGGUUGCCCCAUUAAGAGACUAUAUGUUACGGGAUGAAAACUACAGAGACAUCAAGAGACCUCCGGGUGACAACAUGUUUCUCAUUGUACAAAGAUUCGGUGAGCUGCUUCGAAAGUUGUGGAACCCACGCCACUUCAAAGCUCACGUGUCGCCGCAUGAAAUGUUGCAGGCUGUUGUUCUCUGCUCAAAAAAGAGAUUUCAAAUCACGAAUCAGGGCGAUCCCGUAGACUUCUUAUCUUGGUUUUUGAAUUCGCUUCACAUUGCUCUUAACGGUACCAACAAAGAUUCCAGCUCAGUUAUCUACAAAACUUUUAGGGGACGAAUGAGGGUAUAUUCAAAGAAGCUGUUUCCAACAGACCCUGAGCACCAACCAAAAGUUUACGAUCCGGCUGAAUAUGAAGUAAAAGAAGAAAAAAUGCCAUUCAUGUACCUCACCGUGGAUUUACCGUCGCAGCCUUUGUUUCGUGAUGACCAGCGUGAAAAUAUAAUUCCUCAGGUACCCUUAAGUGUAAUCAUGGCCAAAUUCAACGGAAUCCAGGAAAAAGAGUAUAAGACGUACAAGGACAACACCCUUAAACGCUUCGAAAUAAUUAAAUUGCCAAAGUAUUUAAUACUUUAUAUGAAGCGGUUUACGCGAAACACGUUUUUCACGGAGAAGAAUCCCACAAUUGUUAACUUCCCUAUUCGCAACGUUGAUUUCGGAGAUGUGCUCGCGCUUGAGGCACGAAAAGCUAAUCCCGAGAACGUGUAUGAUCUUGUUGCUAACAUUGUUCAUGAAGGAGAGCCUAAUAAAGGAACUUACCGUUGCCAUGUCCUUCACCGCGGGUCGGGAAAAUGGUACGAGUUGCAAGAUUUACACGUAACUGAAAUUUUGCCACAAAUGAUAACGCUCUCUGAAAGUUAUGUCCAGAUAUGGCAGAGGACAAGCGCACCAUUCAAAGAUGUAAUUAAGGGAAAAACUAACAUAAAAGACACAACCAUUGCUCCUACUGCAGGAGAAGACGCCGGUGAAAAAGUUCAGUUUGACGAGGAUAAUAAUGCAGUACCCGAUGAAAAGUCUAGCUCUCUUCCAAAAGAUGAGGUAGAGAAAAGUGUCGAAAUGACAGAAGAUGGAAAAGAAGCAUUUGAAGAGCAAGUUUUUAGUGUCGAAUCACACGAAGUUGUAGCGCCUGCUAGUGGUGAGGGUCUCAAGGGUGAGAAGGGUCUCAAAAGAAAGCUCGAGGAAGACUAACAACACGAGAAUAUUUAUUCAAAACUUGAAUAUUACAGUGUAAAAGUCAGACUGCAUAUUUAUUGCUCCUGUAGUGAUUUAUGCCAAGCUGGGAUAAGUCUGUCUUGUACAUAUGAAAUUGUGAAACUUGUUGAAAAUGCCGAAAAUGAUUUUUGAAGAAACCUGUAAACUAUUCGAAAGCGUAAUGGACAAAUGUUAACUAGGUGUUAUUUCCAUUGCAAAAUACGAAUUCGAAAUCUAACAUCUAUACUAUAGUUAUCUUGAUACAAUGUAGUUUGCUGUGCGGCAUAUAUCGUUUGUGAAUAUCAAAGUAUUUAUAUAUGUAAUAAACUGUUU
Varroa destructor (honeybee mite) is the source of this 2254-nucleotide messenger RNA. RefSeq names its product ubiquitin specific protease 39 (gene Usp39). The record is from RefSeq and is a predicted model, not a curated record. NCBI's taxonomy places the organism in Eukaryota, Metazoa, Arthropoda, Arachnida, Mesostigmata, Varroidae. Gene Ontology annotation, biological process: spliceosomal complex assembly; mRNA processing; protein deubiquitination. Gene Ontology annotation, molecular function: zinc ion binding; cysteine-type deubiquitinase activity.